AUUUUACUAAUAGUUUUGAAAUACUCUUUUCCCCAGACAGGUGAACCGUUGAGACAACUAAGUUGAACCUGGCAGUAGUACAGAAAUGGGCUGGACGGAUUAUUUACCACCAGUGGUGAUGAUGCUUCUCCGACAUGACGUCAUCAGUCGUCCCUUGGAUCGGCAGCAGAGAGUGACCUAGAUGUUCCCGCGCUCACCAGAUUUUGGCGCCAAACGCGGAGACUGCAGCCCGGACUCUCUCUCCGGGCCCGCCAUUUUGAUGACAUGAGAUUCCGCCUGAAGAAGACCCUCCAGAUCUCGGCGGUCUGCGCAUGCGUGCUCCUGUACAUCAACUUCUUCCUGGUCUCCAAGUCGACCUUCAGCAUCGACCUUGGCCUCGGGGGUCGCCGAGAGGCAGGCGGGGGGCGUAGCCUCGAUCACAAAGGGCCCAGGUACCAGCCCAUCACUCUGGACUUCAGGAUGAACAACGGCUCCUGGAGCAACAUGUCCAAGCAGGUAGUGGGCCAGCCUAGAGCUACCACGGAGGAGGUUCGAAUCCAGAAACUCAACCCG
Messenger RNA from Aplysia californica (California sea hare), 552 nucleotides. RefSeq names its product glycoprotein 3-alpha-L-fucosyltransferase A. The record is from RefSeq and is a predicted model, not a curated record. Lineage: Eukaryota; Metazoa; Mollusca; Gastropoda; Aplysiida; Aplysiidae. Gene Ontology annotation, cellular component: membrane. Gene Ontology annotation, molecular function: alpha-(1->3)-fucosyltransferase activity.